AUGCAGGUGAGAAUUUUCAUUAUUUUCAGAAACAAAUGUUGAAUUUUUAUAGUCUGAUGAUCCGGCAUAUUUAACAGUUGGAACAGAAGUCAGUGCUAAAUUUAAAGGAGCUUUUUGUGAAGCGAAAGUGAAAAAAGUUACGAGAAGUAUAAAAAUCAAAGUAUUAUUGAAAGAAUCACCAUUUGGUCAUUUGAUUAUUGAUGAAAAUGCACUUCCGAAAACUGCCAAAAUUGAACUUAAUGAGGUAAUUUAAUUUUUUUUUGAUGAAAAAUACGUAGAGGUUUUUACAGUUAGUCGAUGUUAUUCAAGGAAAACAAACUCUUCGAGCUGUUAUAUCAAAUAUUAAAGAUUGUAGUAAAUAUCAUGUUGGUAAGUGAUUUUGAACUUUUCCCAAUUUUUUAAAUUUAAUUCAAAAAUCAAUUUCUAAAGUUUUCAAUGAUGGUGAUGAAAAGGAACUUCGAAGAACUCAAUUAUGUUUGAAAGGUGGAAAACAUUUCGAUGCGGCAGUUAAUUUGGAUGCUUUACCAUUAUAUAAUCCGGAACAAUUUAGUAGUCCUGUAGUUAGAGGAGCAAAGAAUAAGUUAUUGAAUAAAAAGUGAGUUUGUCUUCAACAAAAUUUUAAAAAAAUCAAAACAAAACAAAAAAUCAAUAUUUUUAGGAGAAAAGGCGAUGAGUCAUUAUCUCCUUUAAAACGAAAAAAGAAAAAGGAUGGUGAAGAUGAAGAUGAUGAUGAAAGUGAUGAAGAAGGUUCGAAAAAACGAGAAAAACGAGCAGCUGCAUCGGCUGCAACUAUGGCAAUAACUGAAAUAUCUGGAAUUGGAUCUGGUGGCGGAGAUACAACUGAAGAUUCGAGUGCUGAUUCAUCUGAAGAAAAAGAGCGGAAGAAACAGAAUAAAAAAGAUGAAGUUGAGAAAAAAGAGAAGAAGAAAGUUGGGAAUAUUGGAAAUGUUGGAGGAGGAUCUGGAGGAGUAACAAUAGCUGCUGCUGAAAAGGAGAAACCAGCAACAACAGUUACAUUGCAUGAAAAGUUUUUGAAUAUCGGAAAAUGUGUUGUUGUAUUUGAAGAACCAUCAUCUGCUAUUAGAUUGAAGGAAAGUAUAUCAAUUUCACCUUCUUCACAGGUAAGGAUUUUUAAAAAUCCCAAAAAUUUUUGGGAUGUUUGUAAAUAGAAAUUAAAACUGCUCUUCCAGAAUUUUUGUAUAGGAAAAUGUUGACCUAAAGUCUUAAAACACUACAAAAAUUGCUAAUUUCUGAAUUUUUGCUCGCGAAAAAUAUAUGGCUUUGUACAUAGUUCAUAAAAUUUAAGAAAAACACUUGAAAUUUUAUGAAAAUUGUCAUAAAUGUAUGUCUUUUAAAUUUGAAAUUCAGAAAACAGAAAACAAAAAAAUUGAAAAUUUUCCUUUUCGCCCCAAAAACACCUUAUAUUUUUGCAGAUAACUUCUCCUUGUUCCUCUUCAGCUUCAUCUUCUCCAAAUCGUAUUCCAUCUCCAUUAUCCGCUUCAAAAGCAUCAAUUCCCUCAUCGCUUUAUUCAGUUUUCUAUAAAAAACAAUGGUGGCCAGCAGUUAUUGUAUCACAAACUGCUUAUAAACAAUAUUCGAAUAAACCAAAAGAUAAUAUUGAAAAAGAUCAAGUUUGUGUUAGAAGGUUUUCUGAUGGUAAAUUGUAAGUUUUUUGUAUUAAAAUUUCGAAACGAUAAUACAAUUUUUUUUAAAAUUCCAGCCUAAUUCGAAGUGAAUCACAAAUCAUACCAUUUUCAUGGCUGCCAACAUUUUCGAAAAAGAAACUCGAGGAAAUUCAAUCAUUUUAUUCCGCUUCUUCGAAUUCAUCUACAGAUAAUGUUGAUUUUUCAACUUCAAUUGAAUUCACAUAUGCAUUUGUCGAAUCUGGAAAGUUACCGAAAAAUUGGACAAUGAAGGAAAUAUUCAAAGGAACACCAACUGUAAAUAUUGAAGGAAUUAAGAAAAAAGAAGAGAAAAAAGAGGAAAAGAAGGAGAAAGAGAAAACUAUUGAGAAAAGUUCAGAGGAGGAUUCGUUGAGUGAAGACAGUGAUACUGAAAUAACUGCGGAGGAGAGAAACUUUUUCAUUGCUCAGGUUUAUAAAUUCCACGAAGAAAGCGGUAAGAAUCAAAAUGUUUCGCCAUUUUUCCCUUCAAAUCUUAUUUUUUUCAGCAUCACCGAUCAAUCGAGUUCCUGUUUUGGGCGGAAAAGAGAUUGAUCUAUUCAAUCUUCAAAGAAUAGUUCAAAAUUAUGGAGGAUCGAAAAAAGUGACAGCAAAUGGAAAAUGGAAUAAAGUUUUGAAUAAAUUGAAAUUGAAUGGAUGUCCGGGAGCUACUUCAGUUACUAUCAAAAAAGCAUAUUUGAGGUUUGUUUUUGAAAUUUGGAUCUCUAAAAAUUAAAUUGGUUUUAGGUAUUUGGAACCUUAUUCUUCAUUUGAAUCAAAACUUGGUUGGGCAACUUCUGAUGCAAAUAUUAGUGGAGCGAGAGGAGAAAGAAGAUCGAUUAUAAGACCUGGACAUAUAUCAAUGAAACAGCGGAGGAAAUCAGAUGCGGCAAAGAAAUCGAGUAGAGAAAAUAGUUCGAUUGGAUCGAAAGAAGGAAGUAUUAUUGCUGAUGUUGUUGCUGUUGUGAAAAGGUAAAUUUUGAGAGUAGUUUUAAGGUUUGAGAAGAGAAAAUCCCCAUUUUUCUUUUGAAAGUCUGAAUUUUCCAACGAUUUUUCCUACUUUAAAAAUUUCCACUAGCACUGGAAAAGUUUUUUAUUUUCAAAAUCAUUUUCUCAAACAUCUUAGCCUCAUUUUAUUUUCAAAACGAAAUUUUCCAGCGAAUCACCGAAGCCAAUUGAAAUUGAAACCAAAAAACGAAGAAUAUCAGAAAAUGUCGAAGUUCGAGAACAAAAUGAGGAAAUUGGAGAUGAAUUAAAAUUGAAAUUAGAAGAAAUAAAAGACGAAGAAGCAAAAUCAAGAGAAAAUUCGAUUACGAAAAAAAGGCAAUAA
Caenorhabditis angaria is the source of this 2991-nucleotide messenger RNA. NCBI's taxonomy places the organism in Eukaryota, Metazoa, Nematoda, Chromadorea, Rhabditida, Rhabditidae. The record is from the annotation of a GenBank genome assembly.